Molecule: messenger RNA, 627 nt
Organism: Enterobius vermicularis (human pinworm)
Lineage: Eukaryota; Metazoa; Nematoda; Chromadorea; Rhabditida; Oxyuridae
Source: the annotation of a GenBank genome assembly
AUGCCUUCAGCUUUGAAAGCUCUGAAGCCUCGGAGGAUGACAGGGUUACGUUUUGAUGAUGAGUUGGGAAUGGUGCUACCCGAUAAUAGCGACGAAGAAGCUGAAGAAAGUAAAGAUAUCCAGAAAACUAAGGAUAGAUCAAAAAUUUAUUCUGGUCAUUGCCUACGUCCGUAUCCAGCUGUAAGAGGCCACUGGGCUGUUGAUUAUACAAAAACAUCUGAUGUCAAAUUAAGGAAAUCAGGUAAAAGUUCACUGCGUAUAGUACGCGUUUUGAUUUUACUUAAACAAAUUUUUUCAGUUUCUCACUGUGACCAGGAAGACGCAUAUAAUUUGAAAAUUGUGGAAGGUUAUUGUGACCUAAGUAGAAGUAGUAAAACAACUAAAAAUGAGUCAAGUUCUUAUCAAGGACUUCAUCCUCCACAGCUGAUAGUGGCUGAAGAUGAAAAAAUACUUAUGGAGGAGAUGGUUGGAGAUGAAGUUGUUGUGAAAGAAAGGAGUUUAGUCGAUACUGUUUAUUCAUUGAAGGACCGCAUGAUCAGUAUGCAAAAGGUUAUCUUUGAGGUCUUUAAAUACUGCUGACAUACGACAGCUGGCGGCUACACUAGAAAAGGAGCAGAGGCUGCGUAG